AUGUAUUUGGAAUAUUCAUUUGGAUUUCCACAAGUGUUGCGAAGAUUCCUUAAAGAUGUGCUUAAUGCCAUUGCGUACAUGUUUUUCCUUACUACUAAAUGUCGUGUUACGAUGAAAGACAAAUAUAAAGUUACCCAUCAAGCGUGCGUCGAAUAUCUUACUUUGUGUGGGAUGACAUCGAGAAUGUUUUAUGUGAAUGAUGAACUUGGAAAAAAUCACCCAGACGUGCCGAAACAACUCCCCCUUCUUUCCUUUGAUCAGCCCGAUGAGCAAAGUGGCGACUUUUUGCCAUUGGACUUAACACAAACGGUUAAUUCAGUUUCAUUUUUUGUAACUCAAAGCAGAACACAGGAAGACAAAGCAAGAACGGUAUUAGGAGGGGUAAAUGUUCUUGACAAAUAUAUAGAACAUCUCAAAGAACGAUCAUAUGCAUUGGAAAAGAGCACUAAUAUUUCCACUUAUAUCAAAAAAGUUUCCACUUAUAUCAAAAAAGUCCAAGAAAUGGAGACACUAUUUCCAAAAGGCAGUCUGGAGGAGGACAAAAACCCUGAGUAAGUGAUAGGUGGAACAUUUUCAGUGGAUCACCACUUAUUGUGAUUAUCACAUUUUAUGCAGUAUUUUUCAUUUCCUCAUUCUAAUUAAUAAAACUAUGAUAUAAUAAGAAGCAGUGUGGUUGUGUGUGCUACUAAUGAAUAGAUAUAAGUAGUAUAUGUAUUAAUUAUGCCUAAUAUCAAACAGACUUUGGGAUCUAC
Messenger RNA from Trichobilharzia szidati, 752 nucleotides. The record is from the annotation of a GenBank genome assembly. NCBI's taxonomy places the organism in Eukaryota, Metazoa, Platyhelminthes, Trematoda, Strigeidida, Schistosomatidae.